Messenger RNA from Peromyscus eremicus (cactus mouse), 1591 nucleotides. RefSeq names its product FANCD2 opposite strand (gene Fancd2os). The transcript is spliced from 2 exons. The coding region runs from base 369 to 905 and encodes 178 amino acids. The record is from RefSeq and is a predicted model, not a curated record. NCBI's taxonomy places the organism in Eukaryota, Metazoa, Chordata, Mammalia, Rodentia, Cricetidae.
GUAGAAAACAGAAGAUCCCCCUGUUAGAUCCCCUGGAGCUGUAGUUACAGGGAGCUGUAAGAUGCCUGACAUGGGAGCUGAGAACCACACUCAGGUCCCCUGAGCAAGUAGCAAGUACUCUGAACUGAUGAACCAUCUCUCCAGUACUUUGCCCCCCACUCACUAUGUAUGUAGCUCUGGCUAGCCUGGAACUCACUAUGUAAACAGUCUGGCCUCCAACUUGUGAUGACACCCCCCCCCCCACCUCUACCUUCCAAGCAUUAAGGUUAUAGUAAGGCAUAAGCCACCAAGCCAGGUACUGUUUUUCUCGGAUGACUCCAUAAGGAAGAGUGAAAACUGGAGAUUCCUAAAAGCCACACUGACUGUCAAUGGCAGGAUACCAGCUCUGGUCACCAUGGACCCCACUGGAUGAGAGCUUCCAAUGGCUGCGGCACACAACACCUACCCCUUGCUCCAAACACCCUUUUAGGGCCUCUCCUUGCUUCCCACACACCCCUUCUGACCUUGAGGUGCAGUUGUGCUUUCAAGAAGUCACUCUCGUCCUAGACAGCCCACUUGUGGCACCUGGAGAGAGCCCCAGGUUACCCCGUCACACCUCAGAGCUCCGAGCAGUGACUAACAAGAAAGGACUUGUGAGGAAGCCCCAGCCAGUCCGUCUCAAGGGAGUAGAUUCUGUUUUCGGUAGGGUCAUCACAGCCCAGCCACCCAAGUGGACUGGAACCUUCAGAGUUUCAGACAAGUCAGCCUUCUGCAAAAUUAUCAGCAGGGAACACCAGUGGCCCACUGGACUCAAGGAGCCUCAGAUCCAGAUGACAGUGACUAUGUGCAAACAGAUGCUCCGCUCCAUCCUCCUGCUCUACUCGACGUACAAGAAGUGCACCUUUGCCCUGCAGCACUCCAAGUAGAGGGUCUCCAUCUGACCCCUGUGCUCCACACCAUGCUCUCUGGUAUGUACCAAAGCUUACACGGUAACAUCAUGCCAGCUGUUUCGCCUCUCAGUCAAGCUGGGACAAGUUUUCCUCCUUCCUUUCUCUUCAGAAACAGGACCAACCAAUAAUACUGAGCAAGGAAGAACAUUUCCACUGUACAGCUGAACGGCCAUUCAGUCAGCCUAAUACUGACACAUAGAUGUGAUAAUGAUGAAGCUACCAUACAAACAAGCCAGCCUAGUGUGAACACACUCAAAUGCCAAAGACAGCCAUGAACUGGCAAAGAAAAGGGAUGCCAAGAAAAGACAUGUGUGGAUGUCUGGGUACCAGAGGAAGAAGGGGUCAAAAAUCUGUAUGUGGUUUAAGGACUAACUUAAAAACGGCUUUCCCUCCUCAAACAAAUGUCAACAACAAGACAUAACUUUAAUACCAGUAUGGGUAAAAAUAAUAACAAAUAUUAAAUCAUCUUAAUAGCACGGCCAGGAAGAGCUUGAGAGCAGCCUUGAGACUGGGUUUUCUGGCAGAAGACAGGAGAAUCCCGUUUUAGCUCCCGAUGUUCUGUUUCCAAUAAACUAUAAUUAUUUUGUAUGAUUCUUACAACUAGAUUCUAGGCAUAAUUCAGAAUAAUGUGGAAAUAAAUAUUAUAUAUACAUACAAUGCCA